Messenger RNA from Daktulosphaira vitifoliae (grape phylloxera), 2453 nucleotides. RefSeq names its product glucose dehydrogenase [FAD, quinone]. Bases 307 to 2166 code for a protein of 619 amino acids. Gene Ontology annotation, molecular function: oxidoreductase activity, acting on CH-OH group of donors; flavin adenine dinucleotide binding. The transcript is spliced from 3 exons. The record is from RefSeq and is a predicted model, not a curated record. NCBI's taxonomy places the organism in Eukaryota, Metazoa, Arthropoda, Insecta, Hemiptera, Phylloxeridae.
CUCAAAUACUGAGAACACUAUAAGCAACACAUUCCAUCCGACUGGUAGUGGGACGUGGCUCAUAAACGGUUUUGUUUAAGAACUCUCACUCGUUCUCGUCUUCGAAUAAGUUGAUAAUGUUUUUCAGUAAGUAUUUGUUGUUUAGAAAGCAAUGACUUUAAGAAUAACUUCGUUUCCGAUGAUAAUAUUUUCAACCAUCGCGCCUAAGUUGAGCUUGACAGUUAUUCGAACUACCUUAGUUAUAUUAUGAUAAUAGUACAAUUCAGACAUUUCUAUCUGAUAGAGUGAACAAGUAAGCUCGUAAUAAUGCCACCCUUAUUAUCUGGGGCCAUGGCGAGUGCUGCGUGGACAAGCGCUGGUCUCAUACCGAUAUUUAUCGUCACGUUAGCAUAUUUAAGAUAUUCUAUGUACGAUCCUGAGUCUAGGAUCAUGGACGUUCAAGAAAUACAAGAAGAAUAUGAUUUUAUUGUAGUCGGUGCAGGAUCUGCGGGAGCAGUUGUUGCUAAUAGAUUAUCUGAGAUUCAUAAUUGGACUGUCCUUUUAUUAGAAGCAGGAGGAGACGAAACUGAAAUUUCUGACGUUCCAUCUUUUGUUGGUUAUCUACAGCUUUCUGAUAUGGACUGGCAAUACAAAACUGCUCCACCAUCCAGUGAAAACCCUUACUGCUUAGGCAUGGUUCAUGAUCGUUGUAAUUGGCCUAGAGGCAAAGUCUUAGGUGGAUCUAGUGUACUCAACGCAAUGAUUUAUGUUCGUGGUAAUAGUCGUGAUUACGACAAUUGGGCUAAAGCUGGUAACGUUGGAUGGAGUUAUAAAGAUGUUUUACCUUAUUUUUUAAAAUCGGAAGAUAAUCGUAAUCCAUAUUUAUCUCGAACAAAAUAUCAUGCCCGUGGUGGUUAUUUAACUGUACAAGAAGCUCCAUGGCGAUCACCACUAGCUGCAGCUUUUGUUACUGCUGGUGAAGAGUUAGGUUAUGAAAAUCGUGAUAUAAAUGGUCGUUACCAAAAUGGUUUCAUGAUUGCCCAAACAACUAGUAGACGAGGAAGUCGAUGUAGUACAGCAAAAGCAUUUCUUAGACCUAUUAGACUACGAUCAAAUUUACAUGUAUCCAUGUAUAGUCAAGUAACUAAGAUAGUUUUUGAAUAUAGUGGAGGAGUGCCUCGAGCAUCUGCCGUCCAAUACUUAAAGAACGGUAAAAAAAAUAUUGUUUAUGCGCGUAAGGAAAUUAUAUUGUCAGCUGGUGCCAUUGGGUCGCCGCAAUUACUAAUGAUAUCAGGAAUUGGUCCAGCUGAUCAUUUAAAAGAAAUGGGUAUAAAGGUUGUUAAUGACCUCAAAGUGGGACAUAAUUUACAGGAUCACGUAGGUUUAGGCGGUCUAACUUUUAUAAUUGACGAACCAGUCACUUUUAAAAAGUCACGUUUUUCGACAGCAUCUGUUGCUCUUGAAUACAUAAUGAACGAGCAAGGCCCAUUAACAUCAGCCGGCGUCGAAGGCCUAGCUUUUGUUAACUCUAAAUAUGCUGAUCCUUCUGGUAAUUUUCCAGACAUACAGUUUCAUUUUGCUCCAAGUUCUGUUAAUUCAGAUGGUGAACAAAUUCGUAAAAUUACAGGUCUUAGAGACGCUGUCUAUAAUAUAGUGUAUAAACCCUUAAUAAACGCAGAAACAUGGACAAUACUUCCCUUAUUAUUGAGGCCAAAGAGUUCUGGUUGGGUACGACUUAAAAGUAAAAAUCCUAUGACAUACCCAAUAAUAGAACCAAACUAUUUCGCCUAUCCAGAAGAUGUUGAAGUAUUGAUUGAAGGUAUUAGAAUAGCAUUUAAUGUAUCUAAUACAGCAGCAUUUCGUAAAUUUAAUUCUCGUCCUUUAAUGACACCAAUGCCAGGAUGCACAAAAUUUGAAUUAUUUAGUGAUGAAUACUGGGAAUGUGCUCUACGACACUUCACUUUUACUAUAUAUCAUCCAGCUGGUACAUGCAAAAUGGGCCCAGAAACAGAUUCAGAUGCUGUUAUCGAUCCUAGAUUGAGAGUAUAUGGUGUUAAAGGACUUAGAGUUAUUGAUGCUUCAAUGAUGCCAACAAUAGUGAGUGGAAAUCCUAAUGCUCCAAUAAUAAUGAUAGGAGAAAAAGGUGCUGAUUUAAUAAAAGAAGAUUGGAAUGCCAGUGAAACAUAAAAUAUAUUCUAAGUUUAUGCUAAAUAACUUUUAACUAUUAAAAAUUGAUACAAAGUUAACAUUUUCUAUUAUCAAAUUUUGAAACAUAAACUUUUAAAUAAAACCACUAUUAAAUAUUGAAAAAGUAUCAUUAUCAUCAUAAAAUUAUCAUAUUUUUUUUUUUUGGUUCCCUUUUAUAUAAAGUUAUUUGUUUAAUAAGUUGUAAAAAAAUAAUUAUUGUAUCUAUGUAAUUAACUGUAUAUAAAUAUUUAACUGUAAUUUAUAAAGAACUGUCAAAUUUAAUGCAA